UGCAUCAGCCCUUUCCCUGGGAUAGAGAAGCAUAGUUGAGAUUACGUAAUUCAGAAACGGACUGAUUGCAUUUACGUAGAUAACCCAUUUUAUAGCUUAAUCAUAAUACACUUCCUUUCGUAUGUAUGCCGCAAAUUGAUUGAUAACAUACGCACGCCAUUAUCUCUGCGAUAUCGUCACAAUGUAUGAGUUGGCAGUAUCAAUUAGUUUACCGAUUCCUUCUCUUCCCAGUGUUACACACAUCCAUUUAAUUAGCAAAGGCUAUUACACACCGAGUUCAACAAUGUCGCUCUGUAUUCAACAAAAUCGUCCAUUAAUUAUAGCGUGCGCUGGAAUAUUGGGAGUAAUUUUAUACCUAAACUGGUCCUCAGAACUUCGGAAACAACAUGACAAUUACACACAGCAGAGGUUAAGUCAAACUCUGGAAAUACUGCGUGACAUGGAAGCCAGAGCUAUCGAGUUUUAUGCUCGAAAUGAUCGAGGAGCUGUAGAACCAGGAGUGAAGAGGGAUAAAGAAGAAUUCUCGGUAGCAGAUCGCGGAUUUUGGCAGGGUCUCGGGGCCACAAAAGGUCACAUGUUUGACGUACCCUUGGCCACAGCUCUAGUAGAGUUUAUGAAGAAGGAAAAGGUCAAUACCUUACUCGAGCUUGGGUGUGGGACGGGAGCUUACGCGAAAAUGAUAAAGGAGGCUGGCGUGCUUAUCUCUUGCUACGAUGGGAAUCCCGAGACUCAAGAAUUAUCUGAAGGAAGAUGUGCUAUAGUGGAUCUGAGUAAACCAAUUGAUUUUUGUCAAUUUGAUUGGACACUUUCUCUUGAAGUAGGAGAGCAUAUACCCAAAGAAUUUGAAGAUAUCUUUAUAAAUAACAUCCUUGGGAGCAAGUACGGCAUUAUCCUCAGCUGGGCAGUGGAAGGUCAGGGAGGAACGUCACACGUAAAUACUCGUAAUAACAGCUACAUUCGGGAUAAAAUUGUUCAGAAAGGAUACAAUUCAGAUUUUGAGGCGGAAAAAACUUUACGAGCUGCGAGUACGUUUGAUUGGUUUAAAAAUACGCUAAUGGUCUUUAGGAAACAGAUCUAGUCCAAAACAUUUCUAAUUUUAAAUAAAAUGUGUACAAAAUAGA
Messenger RNA from Folsomia candida, 1121 nucleotides. RefSeq lists its product as uncharacterized. The record is from RefSeq and is a predicted model, not a curated record. The transcript is spliced from 6 exons. The coding region runs from base 182 to 1078 and encodes 298 amino acids. NCBI's taxonomy places the organism in Eukaryota, Metazoa, Arthropoda, Collembola, Entomobryomorpha, Isotomidae.